Messenger RNA from Spirodela intermedia, 13802 nucleotides. Lineage: Eukaryota; Viridiplantae; Streptophyta; Magnoliopsida; Alismatales; Araceae. The record is from the annotation of a GenBank genome assembly.
AUGGCGCCGAGGAGCAGCCGCGGCAGAGCCAAGGGUGAGAAGAAGAAGAAAGAGGAGAAAGGUGAGGAUUAGAGAGAGAGAGAGAGAGAGAGAGAGAGAGAGCUUGAUUAUGUUUGCCUUGACUCCUUUGCUCACUGGUGUGAAUGGCUUAUCUUCUUCUUCUUCUCUGUGUUGUUCUUCGCCUCCACCACUGCAGCUCUCCCCGUGGUCCUCGACAUCACCGUGCUCCUUCCCGACGAAACUUACGUCGUCUUAAAGGUACGAGGACUACCUUCCACUCUCUCUACUCUCCCUCUCAUCCAUCCGGGGAUGUGACAGCUUAAACAUGCCGUUGGUUCCCCAAGAAACUCAGAGAGAGAGAGAGAGAGAGAGAGAGAAGAGAAGAGAAACUCGAGGCCGUCAUCUCUGCAACUGAUAGAUAGUAGCAUAUAGGGGAGAGAGUAACUGGAACCAGAGACUAGAGAGUAGUGAUGCCCUAGUGAACACUCUAAAAGCAAGGUUAGAGAGAGAGAUGCCGGAAUGAAUACUGUCAAUAGAAAAUCGAGGCCGCCAUCUCUGCAACUGACUGAUUGUCGCAGAUAGGGGAGAGAGAAACGAGAACCAGAGGGUAGCGAUGUCUGAGUGAACACUGUAAGAGCUAGCCGUAGAUGAGGGGGAAGAGAGAGAGAGAGAGAGAGAGAGAGAGAGAGCGGAAUGAACGCCGUAGAAGUACGGGCGACUGGAUGUAUUAGAGUCGUGUCAAAGAAAGCCGGGGAUAUUCUUCUUGGGGAGGCGGGCGAUGUCCGAAUUCUAGCUGCCACCAGUGGGAGUCCGCCACGAUAUUUGGCGUCACACGCGACCGCCACAUAGGAUUCGGAUCCUCUUAAUCCUCCGUUAACCGCUUUCUUUUUUUACCGCCGGACGAUCUGGCGCAGGGGAUAUCAACGGACAGGAUCAUCGACGUGCGCCGGCUCCUCUGCGAGAACACCGUCACCUGCGCCAUCACUAGCUAUUCUCUCUCUCACGAGGUGCGUACAGUCAGUCUCUCCUCCUCUCCACCGCCUCGAGCGGCGAGCCUAAGGGCCCCACUUAAUCGAUUGUCUCUCAGCUCAGGAGCUAAGAGGCUCAUAAUCGGUCAUGUUACAUUCUUUUUAUGGAAUCCGAUCGAGAGUUUGUAAGCGUUUUGCAUGGGAUUACGUGGGGAGUGCGUCGCAGCACUAGUCACGUGUUUGGGCUGAAGUUCUACCGUUCGUUGCAGAUCCGAGGGUCUCGAUUGAAAGACUCUGUGGAUGUUGCCGCCUUGAAGCCCUGCGUGUUAACGUUGGUGGAAGGUAUGUGGUCCCGCGUUCUGGAUAUAUUUACAAUAAAAAUUUAAAUUAUAUGCUUUUUUAAAAUAAAUAUAUUAUAAAGGGUUUAAUGUAUAAUAUUUAUGAUAAAUUCCAAUGAUCUCCGUUAUCUUCUGACCUUUUGGUCCCCGUUGUUUUUUCCCGCCCGAGCAGAGGAGUACGACGAGGCUCAAGCGGUGGCCCAUGUGAGGAGGCUGCUCGACGUCGUCGCUUGUACGGCCUGCUUCGGCGGAUCGCCGGCGAGGGAUGUCGCGUCGUCGGCGGCGGCUGCGACGCCGGCCGAGGCGGCUGUCAGCAGUGGCAGCAAGGAGGUCAGGAGCCCCAGCGGCGGGGGAGGGCAGAAGGCCCGGAGCAGCGGUGGCAGCAGCAAGCAGCCGUCUCAGGAACCGCUGCUGCUUUCUCCCUCUACGCCUCCGUCCAAUGAAGCGUCCGCGGCGGCGGUAGCCGCUGCGGAGGUCGAGGCUGAGAUGAGCGGCGCGUGCCCUAAGCUUGGUUCCUUCUACGACUUCUUCUCUCUCUCGCACCUCGUCCCUCCCCUACAAUGUACGUUUUUCUUGAUCCCUUUCUGACCUGAUGCUGGCAAGUCUAAGCUUUGAUAUAGAGGAAUUAAGUUUUCUUCCAAUUUGCAGUCAUAAGGAGAUCUACGAAGCCCCUCCGACAAGACGAGAGUCCCUCCGAGGAUCACCUCUUCUACAUCGAGGUACAUUCUCCGAGGCGGAAUCACUACGUGUUAUCUUCCUUCAGUGAUGUGUCAAGUGGUGAUUAGUUUAUCCAGCAUUUUGGCCAUGGUUUCAGGUGAAGCUUUGCAAUGGGAAGCUGGUGACUGUAGAAGCGCUGAAGAAGGGGUUCUAUAGCGUGGGGAAACAGCGUAUGCUCUGCCAUGAUCUUGUCGGGUUGCUCCGACGGCUCAGUAGAGCUUUUGACAAUGUAAACAGACAAUCCGCUCGCUCACUAAAAAAACCAUUUGGGUUCUCUAUCAUGAUGUGAUUCUGAGCAUUAAUUUCGGGAUAGGUCAAGUAGAUAGUCUACCUUUCUAGUGGUCCUGUGAUUUUCAAGUCAGACGUAUUGAGCUGGGAGCAAUUGUUCGAUAGUAUCAAGUCUAACCUUGUUGUGCAGAAUGGGAUACGAGACGGGUCAACAAUAAAUAUCUUGUCGGAGAGAUGGUGGUUUAGGUGCUGACAUAGUUGGUAAGGGUAGGCGGAAUUAUGCGAGUGUUGUACAAGUAGAGCAGAUUACUUGAGCUUAUCAGACAUUUGAACGCAGUUAUCGUCAGAAACAGCGUGCUCAUCAAGCUGGGUAGAUAUAAUCGAAUUGUAAUCAUCCUUCGGUUUUUCCGUCGCAUAUAUCUUUUAGUAGUUCCGAAAACAUCUAAUGCACUGAUGAUGGGAAAGCAGAUCUCAAACUCGUGAUUUCCUUGGGCCCUGUUAGACAGCAAAUAUUUAUUGUUUAUUGAAGGAAACAAAGUAGGCUGCGCUGGCAACAAUAAAUGUUUCUGCCUUUGGAUGUGGAUGUCAUUUUAUUUUUGUUGGUGCUCUCUGAGCCAGAUACUCAAUUUUCUCAUGCUCGUAUAACUGUCUGAUUAGUUUUCUGCCUUUCUGUAUAAGUCAGUCUCAAGAAUAAACAGUGGCAUAUUUUUUACGUUUUAAGAUUAGAAUAGCGAAAUUUGUCUCUCCCUAUUUCUUUCAUUGUUUGCAUUUGGUUCUUUGUUGGUGUGUUCAGAAACUCUUUGAUAUUAAGUAGGUACAAAUUCAAGUAUAAAAUAUCCUGAUUCUCUGUUUGUUUGUGGUUUCUAGGCUUACGAAGAUCUCAUGAAAGCGUUUUCAGAACGUAAUAAGGUCAGAAUGCUAUUAACUAGUCGUGUUCUCAUUAUACUUUCUGAACUUCUUUCCCAAUUUCGAUUCUUAUUCUGUUCUCUCUGUGUACAUAUGCAUGUCAUUCUUCCAUUGAAACUUUGCUCAUAGUCAUCAAAUUAAUGCUUCACAGAAAGCCUCUCGAAUAUUACUGUUUUUUAUAGUUCUUUCUGUGUAUAUAUCAGUGGAUAAGUACAGUUUUAAACGCAGUGGGAAAACAUGAGUUGUUUGCAUCAUCAGUGCAUUUCUCGGUUCUUUGGGCCAUGAACUCCAUGCCAUUUCGUUUUCGUUUUAAGUUCUUCCUGCUCCUGGCUUCUAUAUCAGAUACUAACGGUUCCUCUUCUACAGUUUGGAAAUCUUCCCUACGGAUUCCGUGCAAAUACAUGGCUCGUUCCUCCAUUUGCUGCUCAUUCACCAUCAUCAUUUCCUCCCCUCCCAGUGGAAGAUGAGGCAUGGGGAGGAAAUGGAGGGGGUUGGGGUAGAGAUGGCAAGAGUGAUAUGAUACCUUGGUCUGAUGAGUUUUUGUUUCUCACGUCAAUGCCUUGCAAGACAGCUGAAGAAAGACAGAUUCGUGACCGGAAGGUGUUCCUUCUUCACAGUUUAUUUGUGGACGUUGCUAUCUUCAGAGCAGUUGCAGCCGUACGCCAUGUUAUGGAUAAUACGUUGGUCGAGAAGGAUGGCAUUCUGUACUGCGACCGAGUAGGGGAUAUUUCUAUUUCUGUCCUCAGAGAUGCUUCUAACGCUAGUUGUAAGGUGGAUACCAAGAUCGAUGGGCUGAGAACCAUAGGAAUUGGUGCCAGUAAUCUCAUUGAGAGAAAUUUACUCAAGGGAAUCACAGCAGAUGAAAAUACUGUAGCCCAUGUAAGAUACUCUUUUACUCACGAUUCUCGUUUUACUUAGUCUAACGAUGAUUAAUCAGCAUUACAUUUGAAUCUUGCAGGAUGUUACCACCUUAGGUGUCAUCAACGUGAGGUACUGUGGAUACGUCGCAGUUGUAACAGUUAACAGAAAUGAGAAUAGGACUGGCCCAUUGCAGCAAAGAGUUGACAUUGAGGAUCAACCAGAAGGGGGAGCUAAUGCAUUGAACGUUAACAGGUUUUUUUCCAGUGCAAACCUUGUUUAUUUUCAUCCAGAUUUAUGUACGAAAUUCAUUUAAGAGAUGUCUUAUUCUUUGUGCGUGUUUGUUAACCACAUUUCGUUUAUUUCAGUUUGAGGUUGCUGCUCCACAAAAAGCACUCAGAACAUAACAGAGGAUCGAGCAACUCCCAAAGUUCGAAGUAUGAAGAUAUCAGGUUAGCCCAUGCCUUUGUGGAGGGAGUAUUGACAGAGAGUCUUACCAAACUUGAGACUGAAAAAGUCAAUCAGGACUCUUUUAUGAGAUGGGAACUUGGUGCGUGCUGGAUACAACAUUUGCAAGAUCAGAAAAAUGGCGAUAAGGAUAAGAAACAAACUGGCGAGAAAGACAGGAAGCAAAAUGCUGAGAAGAUUGGACUUGAAUCAAAGGUUGAGGGACUUGGGAAGCCUCUCAGGUUUCUUAAAAAUUCUAAGAAAAAACUGCAAUCUGAUGAAGGGAAAGAUCUGUCCAUGGCCAGUAGUUCUGAUCAGUGUGUUAUCGGGGAAAUGCAAAAUGUUCAUCUGCAUGGUGCAGGUUCUCCUAGUGAAACCAGUGCCUAUGAGAAUGAGCAGGAGCUUAAAAAGUUGUUAUCUGAGGCUGCAUUCAUACGGUUGAAAGAGUCUGAAACUGGUCUUCAUCAGAAGGUAACUACUCUAAUAAUUUACACUAUAUUAAUUUUAUUUCCAUUAAGCUUGAGAGGAUACAUUACUGGCCGAGCAUAUAAUAUUCUUUUAACGCCAGUGAGAGUAUUUUUGAGAGACGUUUUGAUUUUUUGCUUUUUCUCCGUGCUCAUUUAUUUUAUUAUCCACAACGGGGGUCGGCUAAGAACUGAUCCAGAACAGUACAGAUAUGCAGAUGAUACUAGGUCCUUGCAUGCUCUUUAUGGAGUCCAUAAAUAUAUAAAAGAAAUAUCAAUGGUUCAUUAGUCUCUUUCAUUUCGAAGUUGAUGUACAUAAUUCAGAAGCCUCAGACCUUCCCAGGGAUACUGAACUCUGCUCAUCAAUCAUCAAUUUGGCACCCUGAUUUCACUAAAAGCCGUGGAACAUAGCAGAACGAGAGAUAUUCAUAUGUUAUUGCGGGUUAGCCUACACAUGUGUCGUGUAGGUUUUGAAUGAUUUGAUUUUAUACAGGUUAUCACCUUCUCUUAUUCAUUUUGUUCAUCUUACUUAACGUAAAUAGUCACCACAAAAUUGUUUCCGGAUAGUAGUUAUCCAAUAGAUGCGGUAGGUUACAUAAUAUAGCAAUCUUUAUGUUUUGCCUUAUUUUAUUUUCUGAGUUCCAUGAAGGUUUUCCUCGAAGACAUGAGAAUAACCCUCCCCUCGACAUUCAGUCUUUGCAGGAACUCACUGAAAUGGCUCAAAAGUAUUAUGAUGAUGUUGCUCUUCGAAAACUGGUAGGUCUCCAAUACACAGUGGGAAAGUUUUUUUUUCCCCUCUGUUGAAGUUAUCUUUAGUGAUAUGUGUGUUUUCGUGUUUAGGUUGCCGAUUUUGGGUCGUUGGAACUUUCACCCGUAGAUGGCCGGACUCUUACUGAUUUCAUGCACACUAGGGGUCUGCGGAUGCGCUCUCUAGGAUGCGUUGUAAGUAUUUUUCUCAUGACCCUGUCCACAAACGUAGGCAAAACAAGCUCAUUUUUGCACAGAAUUCUAAAAUGCUCGCUUGUAUCUCAUGAGCUAAUUGGUGCUUGCAUCUUAUUUACCUAGGUUAAGCUUUCGGAGAAGUUGUCGCAUGUGCAAUCACUUUGCAUUCAUGAGAUGAUAGUAAGAGCCUUCAAGCAUGUCAUCCGCUCUGUUAUUGCAGCUGUUCCUGAGACAGGAGACUUAGCUCCAUUGAUAGCUGUCACUCUAAACAUGAUGCUUGGUAUUCCUGAUUUUGGUGAAUCCAACUCCAACGGCAAAGUACAUGGUAUUGUUUGGAGAUGGCUGGAGACCUUCUUGAAAAAAAGAUAUGAUUGGGAACUUACAAGUUCACAUUAUCGAGAUAUAAGGAAGUUUGCUAUAUUAAGGGGUCUCUGUCACAAGGUAAAAGAUUUGCGUGUGACAGUAUGACGACUGUCAGGGGAAUACUCGUCCUUAAUAUUCUAAUACUGGCGUAUACCUUUUUCUCCUUAGGUCGGUAUUGAGUUGUCACCAAAGGACUUCGAUAUGGACUCUGCAAAUCCCUUUUGCAAGGCAGAUAUUCUCAGCCUCGUUCCUGUCCAUAAAGUAAGGGUUUUCCGUUUUAUAACAAAUGUUAUUGAACAGAAUAAUUGCUUUAGCCAGUGCACGGGCUCACAUUCGUUUCGUGAUUCUUUGUAGCAAGUUGCAUGUUCAUCUGCAGACGGACGUCAACUUCUAGAGUCAUCAAAAACGGCUCUUGACAAGGGAAAGCUUGAAGAUGCAGUCAGUUACGGAACAAAGGUGUCUGACAUAAAUCUUGUUCUUUUUUGUUGUCGUGUAUUCUUGUUGCCUCAUUUUCUGCUUAACAAAGUUUUAUUUAUAAUUUUGAUAACUAUUUUGCCAUAAAUGCAGGCACUAGCGAAACUUAUUGCAGUAUGUGGCCCUUACCAUCGUAUGACAGCUGGAGCGUACAGUCUCCUUGCUGUUGUGCUUUACCAUACAGGCGACUUUAAUCAGGUUUUGAACGUCGCAUCUCUUCUUUUAUCAUUUUCUGUACUACGAUCUGGGGCAGGAUUUACCUGUCUCUGAUUUUACUUCGUGUGUAUCCCACAACCUCAUGUUAUUGGCCAUAUCUGUUAAAGAAAAUUAGGAUCAGCUUGAUAAAUUAUGAUACAGAGGGCAUCUCUAGGAUGUAAAAUGAUCGAUGUUUGUGAACAUUAAACUGAUUGUCUAUUUUUUAUGUAAAGAUGGAUUUUCCCAAUGCAAUUUUUAUGGUAGGGGUUUUUUUUUAUAGUUACUCAUCUAACAUCAGAUGAGUGGAUAAAAUUAAUCAAUGGUGAUUCACUAUCGGCUGAACAUAAAAGGAUAUUGUAAUGGUUCCACAGGAUCCUAGUUUCUGGAUUCACCUUGUACUCAUAUCCAUUAGGCUGAACAUUUCUAUUCACUUAGUUAUAUAUUAUGGCCAUUUCAAUCGUUUAUUCUUUUCCAUUUUAACCAUCAAAAGCUGAGCAGGACAUGCCCUUCUAUCAUCCAGCAUUCUCCUUAUCCUUCAUUGAAAUUUCGAAUAAUUUCGUGCAUUUUUGGACCCUAAUUUAAAUAGAAAGCCCGAAUUCACCCUCAUAAUAUGGGCACAAUGAUCCUUUUUAUUUGUGGGUAGCUUGGUCAGUCGCCGAUUUCAUGCCUUUAUGUUAUCGUUGCCUGAGAUCCAUUAGUCUUUUUUCAAUGUUUCGUUUCUUGUGCAUUAAGGGUGUUUUUCUGUGGAGUUCUGGAUGGAUUUGCUUAGUAAUAAUGUAUCUCUUUUUUUUUAUCUAUUUCUCCAUCAAUUAAUGACACUUUUUUAUUUUUUUACUAUAUCCGGAUUAACUAGAGACAGCAAAAUACGUUGAUAUCGUUAUGAGAGGAGAGUUUUAAUGUGUUAGAACGUUUCAGGCUACGAUAUACCAACAGAAGGCAUUGGAUAUUAAUGAAAGGGAGCUUGGUCUUGACCAUCCUGACACUAUGAAGAGCUACGGAGAUCUUGCUGUGUUCUAUUAUCGACUUCAACAUACUGAAUUGGCGCUGAAGUGAGUUAGAUUUUGGAAAUAUCAAGAACUUUCCGCCAUUUUUUUUGAAAUAACCAACUUUUGAUUGCAUCCUACAGUUUUUUUGUCGUGAAAGAAAGCUAUAUAUAUGUUCUAACCCUCUCGUCUGUUUGACAUAAAUGCAAAGUCUAAAAAAAAUUCAUGAAUUGGAUAUUCCUGGUAUAUAUAGCGCAUCCUAUUAGUUAUGAUUGAUGUGAACUCUUGUAUUCCUGGUUACUGAACUUAAAUGCAAAGCCUUUGACGUAGCGUCUGCGUUGACAUUCUUGGCAUAUGCACUUUACAUGAGAUUUUGCAUUGUAACAUUUCAAAUUAAUCCGGUUGAAAGAUUUUAACCUAAAAAAUACACAAAAUAAAUUAUGGCAUGAGCCUCAUGCCUGAUUCACUGCAGUUGCCUAUUUGAGUGGUACCUCGAUCAGUAUGGAAAACCAAAACCCUAAACAAACCCCGUCCUUAAACGGCAGGUCCAUUUACUACUUCUCACCAAGUAACCGUUACCACCGAACCCAACCCAAACCAGAGCCCAUUCGAAGAAGCCACAUAGAUGCACCUUAACCAACAGUAUGGAACUUUCGAUGAUUACAACCACGGUAGCCUCACGGGACCUUGACUAAAACCCUGACCUAAGUGCAUAGUGAAUUAUAAAGCGAAGCUGAUAACUCCUCAGACUUACUCAGUAUAUCAAUUGUUUUUUCUUAUUUUCUUGUAUCCUUCAGUGAGAUCACUAAUUGAGCUAAUGAUUGCCAUCAAUGUCCUCUAUUUGUUAACAUCUGAGAAACAACAGAAACAAAGUGGAAACAGCAGUGAUAGUUUCUUUUCUAGUGUCUUCUUUUAUUGCCUUUAAUAUUUUGAACUUGGAUGUUAUCCUUGGCUGUGAUAUUUGCAACCUUUAAUGUAAUUCCCAUCUUUUCAAUCUUUUUUUAAAGAUAUCUUUUUUAAAUUGAGGUUUUUUGUAAAUUUUGUGUAUCAUACUUAGCAAAUCAUAUAUACUAAUUGUGAUUCAUUGUAUUGUUAAUCAGGUAUGUAAAACGUGCACUGUAUCUCUUGCAUCUUACUUGUGGCCCAUCACAUCCAAACACUGCUGCUACAUACAUCAAUGUGGCGAUGAUGGAGGAGGGCCUAGGAAAUGUACAUGUCGCAUUGAGAUAUCUUCACAAAGCAUUAAAGUGCAAUCAAAAGUUGCUUGGCCCUGACCACAUUCAGGUCUUCUUCCCUCUCCAUAUCUUCUGUGUUUUAUGGAUUCUCCAAAUUGCAGCCAGUGUCUAAUUGUGAUUACAUAGAUCGCAGUUUUUGUAUUUCUGGUGUGAUCUCUCUGUGUGUAAUUUUUCUUUAGUUUGAUUAUCCUUGAUUUCUUUACGCAUAUGUGCAAGUGUGUCUUUGGGGCGGGAUAUGUUACACCGAUCAAUCAGGUUCUUCGAGGAACAUUACUUCACAUAGUGAAUGAGGUUCUUUCAAAACAUACAUUUGACUGGUGAGGGCUGCGGUAUAUGUAAGUGCCUCAUAAUGCUGUCCCAAAGAAGGAGAUGACUGUUGGGGCCUAAUCAAGACAGUUCAUCAGGAUUUUAAAAUCUGAAAUGCUACGAGGUUCUUUGAGUGCAUUUUGAUGAUGUGAAAGUCCCUCCUGCUUCGAUCUAGUUCAUGAUGUGACAGUUAAUAAAGUUAACUGUCUUUCACAAUGAUGCCUGUAGGAAAAUAUAGUCGUCCCCUCGUUAAAUUUUCUUGAACCUUCAGGCUCGCCAUAAGAUUGUUCGAAUUGGCAUAUUAACACCCGGCUUUGAUGAUGAUUCGGAAAAUGGCCUGGCUACUUUUUCUGUACUGAACUACUGAUGAUGUAAUAAUUCCUUUUUUCUAACAAUCUGAAACAAGAGUCAUAGUUUGAGAUUUAGUCCAGGCUGUACCUAGGUAACGAGAGCAGAAUAUGGGUUUUAUUUUUAUAAUCAUGAUUGAUAUCACCGUUACUUCUAACAUGUUCUGUUACAAGGAAUAGAUCAUUUAAAAUUUCAAGUGAAAAUUUUGCCCGGCACAUGAUUACUUAUCCAUUUUUGUCCGAAUUUUGGUCCAGACUGCUGCAAGUUACCAUGCCAUAGCCAUUGCUCUCUCCCUAAUGGAAGCAUACAGCUUAAGUGUUCAGCAUGAGCAGACAACCUUAAAAAUUCUUCGUUCAAAGCUCGGUCAAGAUGACUUGAGGACUCAGGUAUGUCUUAAAACAAUUCUACUGGUUUUCAUAAUUUUCUCAGGCCUUGUUCAGCGUUUCUAAAAUAAUGUUGUUGAACUCUAAGGACGCUGCUGCAUGGCUUGAAUAUUUUGAGUCGAAGGCUAUUGAGCAGCAAGAAGCAGCUCGAAAUGGUACUCGAAAACCUGAUGCAUCUAUCGCGAGCAAGGGGCAUCUGAGGUGUCUUUUUAUAUCUUAUAUUGAACAAAUAUCUGUAAACGUGUUGUCCUUGUCUUGAUUUAAAAUCCUGAAAUAUUUUUCAACAAUUUUUAUAUCGAAGCACCUGCCAGCAUGCAAUUUAUCGCAUAUCAUAUUGUCUAGAUAUUGUUCCCUGUUCGUUAUGUAUAUAGUUAACCGUUCAAAUCAAUAAAUAUUAACUUGGAUUUUUCUUAAAAUACUACUGUGGUUUGCAGUGUAUCAGACCUACUUGAUUACAUAAACCCGGAUCAAGAUUCUAAAGGAAGAGAUACAGAGGCGGCCAAGAGGAGAAUUUUGGCUACAAAGGUACUUCUGAUUCACUUUUAAAUAUCGUUCAGGCAUCUGGGAACAAUGUAGCAAUCUAGGAACACUCCGUGGCCAUAAAGAGUUUCUACGCUUCUCUGAUCUUACUGGAACCAUUCGUUGAACUAUAGGUUGUUCAUAAGUCGUGGAAAUGCAUAAUUAAGCAGAUGAUUGCUAAAAUAACGAAAGACCAGUAGUUCAUUGCUCAAUUAAAUUUUUCCUUCAGUUCUACGGGGAUCAAGCAAUGUUUAAGGCAUUUGUGUGUAGUGGAGAUUCUAGUUAGAGUCAAAACUACAUCUAAAUCUUGUACGAGAUAUGAAGAUGAGUACAAACACAUGAAGAGAUGAGCUUUAUUAAAUUAGAAAAGGAUGCUCUUGUAUUUAAUUAAUUUAUGCCAAGUAUAGAGAGGGACUAAAAUCAUGAAAGUACAGCCUAAGGUAAAAACUUUUUGUGGCCGUCUAACUCUUCUCCCAGAAAAAAACUACGCAUUUUGCCUCGGGGAUGAGCGCUCAUCUAUAUACACUAGAGUAGAUUAAAAAAUAAAAAAUUGAAACUAGGGUUUCUUUUGAUCCUUUUCUGAAUUAGUGUUAAGUAUUUCUCAUCGUAUUAAAGCUUUAAAUUGGUGAUAUUUUCAUCUGAAUUAACUAUAAGCCAGUCUCUUUGGGAAACCAUUCUUCAUGUACUGAUAUACGGACAUAUUUUUGCCAGUUGAACCGAUAAAAGGAUGUCCUACUAAGUAUCCUCAAAUGGAGAUAUUCGAGCUAUUUUGAUUGCCUUAGAAUGAACCGGGAUUAUUACUUAUGCUCUCUAAUUUAUGAGUUCCUACCAAGUUGUGUAGUAUCCUUCUGUUCUUAAAGUUCAAGUAACCACGACCAUUGGUCAUUUGAUCGCUUAUUGACGUAGAAUGUUACUCUCAGGUUAAGGUUCGCUCUGCCAAAAGCCUGAAUUCUGCAAGCUCUGAUGCAUUGUCGAAAGAUUCCAGUACUACUGCUUCAGAGGAAGAGAAGGAAGAGGACGAACCUAGGACUAAUCCAGAGGAUAAUGUAGCCGUCCAAACAGAUUUUCAGCCUCAGAUUGAAACCGGAGUUCAAGGGCUAUCCAGCGUUGCUCAACAACAACCCGAAGUGAUAUCUACAGAUGAUUACACGGACGUUGGUGAAUUGCAGACAGAAGUGAAUACGGGGGCAGAAGAAGGGUGGCAACCCGUUCAGAGGCCAAGGUCGUACGGCAUAACCGGGCAGAAGCUGAGGCAUAAGCGUGCAAAUAUUGGAAAGAUCUAUGGCUAUCAGAAGAAGGAUGUCAGCCCCGAAGUUGCCCAAUAUAAAUCCAGGGACUCUUAUCCGAACAGCAGAUAUUACUUCUUGAAAAAGAGAACGGCAACUUCUGCCUAUUCAGAGAAUAACUACAUUAAAGUUCCCUCACCUGGCAGCAAGUUUGGACGCAACGUCAGGUCCAUGACAUACAGAGUUAAAUACGUUCCAGCACCGAACAUAAUGGAGACGGUCGAUAGCACCAGAAAUGCUGGCGAUCAGAAGAAUUCUACGCUGGAAUCGUUGGCAUCUCCGCCUUCUGAUCAGAUCACAUCCAAUACCCAGAUUAGCACUCAAGAGGACAUCGGCGAUCCGUCCAAGAGCCAUUCGACUGUCGCUCUUGGGAAUUCCCUGUCAUAUAAGGAUGUAGCCCUUGCGCCUCCUGGCACAGUAGGGAAAAUUCCGAUGAGAAAGGUAAUUGGCGCUUCGUUAGACAGAGAAGAUACGACUGGAAAGGGCAAAGCCAAGCCAACGGAACAAGCGAAAGUUGACAACUCUUCAGAAGAUCUCUCUAUUCCUGCAGGCCUUGGCGAUGACAACGCAAGGGACCAAGAUGUCAGUGAGGAAACAGAAGUCGUCGUUCAAGUACAGGGCCACGUUGAGGUAACGAAAGCGAUCCCCAACCAACCACCUUCUGAAACUACAGCGGACGCGCUUGGAGGCAUUUCCGCUGGGAGUAAUCUGGAGGAUGCGGCCCUGCCUGAUGAGGUUCAUGGCGGAGAAUCAGACCUCUGCGCCAAGACUGAGGGUGAUGCUACCACUACAAGGAGCUCCGAAACCAUUCAGACAUCUCAUGAAGCCUCACUUGGUGGAGUUGACUCAGAUGAUUCGAUUCUUACUUCACCUGGCGUGCGGGUCGAUGCUCUUGAGACGAGCAGUGCUGACAGUCCAAAGGUACAGUCGCCUUCCACCACCUUUGACGUGAGAGAAAUGACUAACAGAAAAUUGUCCGCCUCGGCUGCACCCUUCAACCCAUCUGCUGCAGUCAUGCGAGGGCCAGUCGUCCAGAAUAUAAGGCUCCCCAUAAGCAAUGCCAUUCCCAACGUAGCCCAUUGGCCUGUUGCUCUCCAAUCUCACCCUACUCCUGCGACAGUCUUGCCAACGCCAUCUCCCAUGUGCUCAUUGCCCCUACACCCUUAUCCCACAUCUCCUCGGCCGCCUAGCGUCCCCCACCCUGUGCCUUUUGCCUACCCUUCUUAUUCUCAGGCUCAAGCCGUGCCCAACACCCUGUUUCCCAUGAACACAAACAUAUUCCACCCCAACCACUUCGCAUGGCAAUGCAAUAUGCCGCCAAACGUCCCGGAAUUCGUGCCUGGAACAAUGUGGCCGUCCUGUCAUCCCGCCGAUUUCCCCAUCAUGUCUCCGGUCAUCACCCCGAUCGCCGAACCAGUGAUUGAGCCGAGCAUGCAACCAAUCAACAUCGAAAGCUUGGACCCAGCUCCUCCGACGUUGUCCAAGGAUGGGGAAGAGACACAGAGAGAGAUCAAGGUGGUAUCAGAGGUCACCAACGACGGGUCUGAGAAGAAACCUGAGAAUGCGGAGGACUCCAGUGGUGAACUGAAGAGCGAGAUUGGUGAGUCUCAGCUUCAGAGCGUCACCACCAAGAAGAACGACGGCGAGGGGAGCCUCAGCAUCUUCCUAAGAGGGAGAGGCCGCCGGAAACAGACCCUCAGAAUGCCGCUGAGCCUGCUGAACAAGCCCUUUGGUGGGAAGUCAUUCAAGGUUAUCUACCACAGGGUGGUCAGAGGAAACGACUCUCCCAAGCCCACCAAUGCUUCCUCAAACGGCGAGGAGAACGCAACCACUCCGGCAUGA